Aspergillus pseudoviridinutans is the source of this 1668-nucleotide messenger RNA. RefSeq names its product Smr domain protein. The record is from RefSeq and is a predicted model, not a curated record. The coding region runs from base 1 to 1668 and encodes 555 amino acids. The transcript has 2 exons. Lineage: Eukaryota; Fungi; Ascomycota; Eurotiomycetes; Eurotiales; Aspergillaceae. Gene Ontology annotation, molecular function: ubiquitin binding.
AUGGGUGAUACAGGCAAUAGCCUGUUGAAAGAACUUGAAAAGGAAUAUUGUCCUCCUCUGGAUUCAGCUUUGUUCACCGCUAUCGUCUCCGACUAUGACUUGGAAGACCCUGCACAGGUCCAGCAACUCCGCGACGCCCUGGACACCUUGAAAUUAUCAGCAUGGGAACAGGAAGAUCUACCCUUCGAUCCAUCCGGAACCAGCGGACUGAGUCCUGGCACUACCGGUGACGCAGAUGGCAUUCUGUCGGAGCGCAGCGGCUCGCAAAACGGCACUGCCCCGUCGCGCGAAACAGAUAUCACCAGUCUCGCGUCCGACUUCUCCUCCGUUGGUCUGGAUGACAGGCGCACGAGGAGUCAGGGCGGAAGCAAUUCUUUGCGCUACACGAUCGGCCCUGACGGGUCGCUGUCGCUCUCUGGCGCCUCUGAGGAUGACAAAGUUGGUUAUCUGACAGAUAUGUUUCCCUCUGUGGAUCGCUUUACCGUGCAGCAUUCGCUUAGGAAGUCUGCCGGUGAUAUUGAUCGCGCCAUGGACGUGCUCUUGAACAUUGCUUUCUUUGAUGAGCAGUAUGAAGAUGAAGACGGAACUAAGCUUGCCAUUCCAAAGGGCAUCGAUGGCUUUGGCGAGUGUCCCAAUGGAGACACUGGGCGAAAGAAGAAUCGCAAGCGCAAGGGAAAGAAUAAGAAUAACCCGGCCCAGGGACUAUCUUCUCCGUCAGCCUCAGGAUACAUGCAGGAUGAGAAUCUUCCGCUGAACAAAUGGGACGCUGGUCAGAAAGAUAUCGAGUUCAUCUGUUCUAGGACUUUGCCUGUCCUGAAGAAGGAGGCUGUUACUUCUGCUUAUCAUGCUAACGGAGCCUCACUGCCACUAACGGUUCGAUCUCUUGCGAUGGCACAUGCGCCUGAGGAAAACCAUAUCAAUGCGCACCCCGUAAUGCUUGCACAAGUUGCAGAAUUGACGCAAGAAUUUCCCUCUGUUGCGCCAACACUACUUGGUGGGCUACUGAAAAUCACUCGCGAUUCAACAUCUGCCGCGGGUGAGCUGGCAGUCGCCAUGCUUACCCGUCCAGCGGCCAGUUCUGUGUCUAACUUGAUCAAGAUCACCACUGCGCCUCCACCAUUGGACCUCGGUGAUGAUGAGCCCAAGAGGUCUUCUGUGGAGUCGCGGGUCCUUCGUCACGAUACCGCUCGGGUUACCGCUGGCGACCACUUUGUGGCCAGUGCAGAGGCUUUCCACAAAGCCUCAGCAGCUUACCGUCGCGGAAAAUCAGACAAAUUAAUGGGCGGAGCCGCUGCUUACUACUCCUCGGUGGGACGAGACCAUCUUGAGCGGGCAAAGCGGGAGGCUGCCGCGGCGGCCGAUGCUUUAGUCGACUCGCAAUCAACCUCGAAUUCACUGGACCUGCACGGUGUCUCGGUCCAGGAUGCCGUUCGCAUCGCCAGUUCGCGCGUCGCCGAAUGGUGGGACUCUCUUGGCGAUGCGAAAUACAUGCGGGGCGGCGAAGCAGCGCGAUCAGGCUUUCGCAUCAUCACCGGAGUCGGACGCCACAGUCACGAUGGAACGUCUCGUCUGGGGCCGGCUGUUGGUAAAAUGCUGGCCAGGGAAGGAUGGAGAGUAGAAGUCGGUGAGGGUGUUUUGACAGUGACCGGUGUUGUUCGACGUCGUUGA